UUCAAACCAAACAUUCAAUAAGUUGUUUCCGCGAGAACUGGAAACAAAAUAGACACGAGAGUCACAUGGCGAAAAGAACAAACUGACCAGAUGCCAAAACUCAACCAAUGGAAAGAUGCACAUAAUUUUCAAACCAAAACCCCAAAAAUUGCUCGUCAUUCUACCUCCUAUUCCUGAGGAAUUCCAAGAGAUUGUCGUUGCUUUCCAUCUGUAUGAACAGAAGGAACAGAGAUCCCACAUGCAAAAUUACUCUCCUCGCCCAAUGAGCCACGAUAAUGUCCAGCCACAUCGAGCGCGAUAGCGACGAGACCCGACUCGAAAGUGGCGAAUGCGGGUGCAAUGGCGGAAGGAAGAGGCUGCGCGAGCUCUUCUUGACGUCUUUGAUCUUCUGGGUCUGGUGCUUCGUCUUCUUUUCCCGCUCGAAACCCGGGCUGAGCCAUGGAAGCGAAGGUGUUCGCAAGGACAAUAAGCUUCACAAGCAUGCAUAUAUAGUCGGCGCUGGUAACGAUAACAGAGCAAAUCAGUUGAGUUCAGAACCCAGAAAGUGUACAGCUUGCGACAGGUCACAUGUGCCUCGAGAACUUAGAGAUUUUGAGCAGCCUCUUCCAAAGAUCAAUGUAAAUGAAGAAGUCCUUGGGCACUUAUUUGGUUGUGCUGCUCCGGUGUGUAGAAUACAAUCAGAAGAAGGAAGAAAAGCACGUCAACCAGAACCGCCAAAUUUGAGAGGUAAUCGGCCUUCUUAUCUCAAUUUUGAUGAUUUUCGAAACUCAAGAAGGCAGGAAAAAGUGCUGGGAAUACCUACUUGGCUCGUCAACAUUACACACCGGCUCGAACCGGAUGGAACUGAGUAUAACUAUGCGUCUGCAUCAAAGGGAGCGAAGGUUCUUGCUCAUAACAAAGAAGCGAAAGGAGCAACCAACAUACUCGGAAAAGACCAUGACAAGUACUUGAGAAACCCUUGUUCUAUCGCAGAGAAGUUUGUCGUGAUUGAGCUUGCAGAGGAAACUCUGGUCGAUGCAGUCAAAAUCGCAAACUUUGAGCACUACUCUUCCAAUUUUAAGGAAUUCGAGUUGUCUGGAAGUUUGAGUUACCCUACGCAAACAUGGUCCCCACUGGGCAAGUUCGUCGCCAAGAACGUGAAGCAUAUUCAAACCUUCAAGCUGCCCGAGCCAAAAUGGUUGAGGUACUUGAAGUUGAAUUUGCUUAGUCAUUACGGAUCAAAGUUCUAUUGCACGCUAAGUGUCAUGGAGGUGUUUGGAAUCGAUGCAAUAGAGCGGAUGCUCGAAGAUCUCUUUGUGCCUUCUAGUGAACCUUCUCAAGGUGAUCUUGCAAAGCCUAAUGCUUCGGCAACACACCUGCCAAGACAUGAGUCAGUUGCUGUGGAACUUAAGAGUGAUGAUAGAAGUCAAAAUGCAGUUGAGACAGCCACUACGACAACCGAAGCUGUUGAUCACGCACAAAAUGCAAAAGCUCAUGAGGCAACUGAUCCUGACAUUACAAGAAAGGUUCCUGAUCCCAUUGAGGAAGUGAGGCAAAUGUUAAAUGGCAGAAUUCCCGGUGACACUGUCCUUAAAAUCCUGAUGCAGAAAGUUCGGGCUCUUGAACAGAACUUGUCGGUGUUGGAGGAGUAUAUCAAAGAAUUGAACCGACGGCAAGGGGACAUGUUCCCCGAACACGAGAAACAGGUAUCUACGAUGUUGGUCCUCGUGGAGAAAAGAAAAUUAGAGAUUCGAGACCUCAUGGAGUGGAAGGAACUUAUGGAAAAAGGAUAUAGGGAUCUUGUGUUAUGGAAGUCUGUUGCCUCGUCGCAAGUGGAUUUGCUCGGUCAAGAAAACACCCUGUUGAGAUCGGACAUUGAGAAGGUCGCGAGAGAUCAGGCCAGUCUGAAAAACAAGGAGCUUGCCGUGAUGGCAGUGAGUUUUUUCUUCUUCUGCUGCGCGCUUCUCAAGCUAAUUUCAACACGGCCCUCCCUAACUUUUCGAGCCUCUCAACCCGACAGAGCUGUCCACACAAGUCGAGGGUGGCUUCUGAUAUUACUUAGCAGCAGCAUGACAAUGUGCAUACCCUUAUUCUAUAGCUAGUCCCUGACUUCUUCUGUAGCUCUGGAUAGGAAAAAUUUUGCCCUAUGUAAUCACAAGCCUUCAUUCUCAGGAAUCGGUUCUGUUGGGAAACUUCUGCUAUUCCUUUUGCUUUCGUGUUGAUGAGAUUCUGAAUGGAAAAAUUAUC
Rhodamnia argentea is the source of this 2226-nucleotide messenger RNA. RefSeq names its product SUN domain-containing protein 5. Lineage: Eukaryota; Viridiplantae; Streptophyta; Magnoliopsida; Myrtales; Myrtaceae. The coding region runs from base 276 to 2081 and encodes 601 amino acids. The transcript is spliced from 4 exons. Gene Ontology annotation, biological process: protein folding in endoplasmic reticulum. Gene Ontology annotation, cellular component: membrane; cytoplasm. The record is from RefSeq and is a predicted model, not a curated record.